CAAUGUCUACAAAAAGCCGCACACACAGCCUCACAUCCCUCCACCGAUUUACAUAUUUAUCGUCAUUUUAUUUAACAUUUUUAUUGCUGCUCAAAUGCCACAAAGUGGCUGGCCUUUUGGGCAAAUCACAAAUGUGUGAAGUUGAGACGGGACAAACAAAUAUUAUAUUGGAUAUUGAGGAGAGCAGGGGAGACUAUAUUGGCCAACAAACAAAUCCACCCGAACUACCCAUAUUUGGUGAUCCGUUUACGGAAAUUGCCUUGGAUCUAGUCUUUCCCAAAGGAAAUCCUAUAUUCUUAUUGAAUGGCAAAAAAUUACAACUGCUACAGCCAUUGGAUCGCGAUGAAGAGAAUUUAAGUCAUAUUGUAUUUCAAGUUUCCUGUACAGUACGUUCCUCGAACAAACGUCGCAAUAUACCGAUUAUAGUGCGCGUGUCUGAUGUUAAUGAUAAUGCGCCACGUUUCAUGAACACACCUUAUGAGGUUACAGUGCCUGAGAGCACUCCAGUGGGGACAACGAUUUUUCGCAAUAUUCAAGCCUUGGAUAAGGAUGCCGGUGUUAAUGGCCUGGUUGAGUACUUUAUUGUUGAGGGCUCCACAAAUACCACAGAAGAUGAAAAGAUGACAAUUGCUGAUGGUUAUGGCACAUUUGCCAUAUCAUUUCCCCAUCAGGGCCAGGUUACCGUUGCUAAAACAUUGGAUUACGAGAAAAUACAACGUUACUACUUGACAAUUGUCGCAUCGGAUCGCGCUCGCAACGUUUCCGAGCGGCUAACAUCAACCACCACACUCACAGUGAAUAUAGCCGAUUCGGAUGAUUUGGAUCCCUCGUUCAUCUAUCGUAAUUGUGUUCUAUUGGAUGGAGCAUGCAUUAAUCCCGAAUAUACCGCCUCAGUGCCUGCCGGCUCACUACAAGGUGUCCUAACCGUUACUCCCGAAAGAAUACAAGCUGUGGACUUGGAUACUAUCAGUGCACCAAUACGUUAUUCAUUUGCCAGUGGUAUGCCUGGAAAUUAUGCGGAUUAUUUUGAAAUUGAUGAACAGACGGGAGUGUUGAAACAAAUCAAAGCUGUGGAUACCUCGACUGCGAAGCGAUAUGACAUUAUUGUCAAGGCGGAGGAAGUGUCAAUGAUUAAGAGAUUUACUACGGCGAAAUUGACAAUAAAUGUGAAGCCUGUUGAUGCCAAUCCGCCGGUAAUUUCUGCUAGCUCCAUUGUGGGCUUUGUUGAUGAAAACUCCCCCUUGGGUACAAAAGUUUUAGAUGAACAUGGCAAACCGAUUAGCUUUAAGACCAGUGAUGCUGAUUUAACAGAAGAUGAUCCGAAACCGGACUACAUUUAUGAAUUGACUACACCCUCAUUUGAGGUAACUUCCGAAGGUGUUUUGGUGGUCAAUGAAGAAGGUCUGGAUCGUGAUCCCCCGGCACCGGGUAAAUAUAAAUUCCAAGUUGUGGCCCGAGAACCCAAAACAAACGCCGCCAGUGCACCGCUGAGUUUGACUGUGAUUUUGAAAGAUGUCAAUGACAAUGCACCGAAAAUUUCAAUGGUCCCACCCGUAUCCAUUACCGCCGGAGAUGGUGUACGUAAGCUGGCCCAGGUAUCGGCAACAGAUAAUGAUGAGGGUGCCAAUGCCGCUAUUACCUAUUCCAUAUACCACGUUUCCAAUAAUGGUCUGCAAAAGUUCACCAUUGAUGAGCAAACGGGAGAAAUUGAAACCCGAGGUCGCCUAUUGGCUGGAGAACAAUAUAGUAUAACGGUACAGGCCACCGAUGUUGGGGGUUUGUCGUCACAGGCUAUUGUGGAGGUUACUGUUACACCGGGACCGAAUACAAAACCACCGAAAUUUGUGAAGUCCGUCUAUGAGGUGCAGGUGAGCGAAGGAGCCGAAAUUAAUUCCACUGUCUCGGUUAUCCAUGCUGAAGAUCCUGAAAACGAUCCGGUCGUCUAUUCCAUUGUAUCGGGUAAUGAUUUGCGGCAAUUUGCUGUGGGACAAGAGUCGGGGGUUAUUUCUGUAAUUCGCAAAUUAGAUCGUGAAAGUUUGACCCGCUACCAAUUGAUUGUAAAGGCAGCGGAUAAUGGUGGUUUGUCCAGCAGUGCAACUGUCAAUAUUAAGGUAACCGAUAUCAAUGAUAAGAAUCCGGAAUUUGAUGAAUCCACCUUGCCCUAUGUCUUCCAAGUUGAUGAGGGCCGCGAACAGGCAUUUGUCGGCAUUGUCCACGCCACCGAUGCUGAUGAGGGUAUCAAUGCUGAAAUUACCUAUUCCAUACCUCAGGAUAUACCAUUCUCCAUUAAUGGUAGCUCCGGAGAGAUAAGGACAUCUAAGGCCUUGGAUUAUGAAAAACAAAAUGAAUACCGUUUUGUGGUCACAGCUAAGGAUGGGGCACCAGAUGCCCGCCUGGGAACGGCCAGUGUUACGGUACAGGUCCGGGAUUUACCAGAUGAAGUACCGAAGUUCACCGAUACCCAUAUUGAUGUUAAGGUCCCAGAAAAUGAGCCAGAUUUUUUGGUGGCCACGGUGCAAGCCUAUGAUCCUGAUACUAUUCCGGAUAUAACCUAUGUGAUACGUAAGGGAGAAACAGAAUUCUUUAAGGUUAAUCCUGCAACAGGAGAGAUUCGAACCACUAAGGGAUUGGAUUAUGAGAAGCAGAAAACCCACGAAUUGAUUGUGGGCACAAUUGAGAAUGAUGAAAAUGGUCCUGGAGAUACGGUGAAAGUUGUGGUGGAUGUGGAAGAUCGUAAUGAUGUUAGGCCCGUUUUCGUUUCCGUACCCGAACCCGUUACCGUCAAUGAUGAUCAACCAAUUGGUGCCAUGAUUGCCACGAUGCCAGCCAUAGAUGGUGAUGGUUCAUCCCCAGGUAAUGUGGUACGUUAUGAAAUUGUCGGUCGCGGUAAGGCAUUGAAAUAUUUCCAAGUUGACCCCGAUACGGGAGCCAUACGCAUUCGAGAUGAGUUACGUAAGGAAGAGGAUACUGAGUACCAGGUGGAUAUUCGUGCUUAUGAUAUGGGUGAACCCCAACUGAGUUCAGUGGCCACCUUGCCGGUAUUCGUUAGACACCUCCUUACCGAUCCCAAUGAAGAUAGUGCCAUGGAAGGACGCACCGAUAAUGGUGUCAUUACCUCACCCGAAAGCCUCGGUUUGGCCUUUAGUGAUGAUAGCUAUACGACUGGGGUUCCUGAGACCACUGGUAUCAAUGCCACCAUUAAACUCAUCCAGGUUAUUAAUUCGAAAAAAUCGGUCAAAUCGAAUCCUGGUUUUAAAUGUGAAAUAAUUGGAGGAAAUGAAUGGGGUCUCUUCAAUGUUACCCAAGAGGAUCAUGGUUGUGGUAUACAGCUGAUAAAACAUUUGGAUUAUGAAAAUAUGACCACAUUCUCGUUGGAUUUGCGUUUGACCUCCCACAAGUAUUUCAUUAAUCCUCAGAAGAGUACAACAACGGUUAAGAUUAUUGUGCAGGAUGAGAAUGAUAAUGCUCCGGAAUUUAUUUUUAAUCGGGCUCGCGGCCGUAAGGAUACCUUUUAUGGUGUGGUUAGUCCUGAAAUGGACAUAGAUACACCAAUUUUGCAAGUUCGAGCCACUGAUCGGGAUUCUGGUAAAUUUGGAAUGAUCCGUUAUAAGCUCUAUGAUGAGGAGGAUAAUAAUGUCAAUAAUGAGAAUUUGCCCUCCACCUAUUUCACCAUGACCGAGGACACUGGCAUCUUACGCACUGCCAAAUUAUUCCGCGACGAAGCCCAAUUCCCCAUGAUUUUCUAUGUAGAGGCCAGAGACAAUGAUGGCCAGGAAAUGGGUUCCCAUCGCACCCGAGCCCGUAUUGUCAUCAAUAAAAUUACCGAUCUGCAACGUCAUUCGCUAUUCUUCUCUGAUGCCACACCCAAUGAGCUACGUAAUCAUUAUGCCGCUCUGGAGGAAUUGUUCUCUGAAAAGACCGGAGGUCUCAUUAGCGGUAUUGAAAGAUUUAGUAAUCGUAAAUUUUUAAAUGAAAAUGGUACCAUAUUGGAAAAUCCCGCUGCCACGGAUGUUUGGUUCUAUUUGAUUGAUCCCAAGACGGAAAAGAUUCUGCCACGUAAUGCCUCAGUGGUGCAAGAGACAUUAUUAGAACCCACAGCAAGUUCGGAGAUUAUUUUCGCUGCCUCAUCGAAAACCCGGGCCACUGCAGAGGGUAUUUAUGCACCCAUUGAAAUGAAACAACAGGUCCACAAGGUCAAGGCCGCCAUUGCCAUUGAUGAUGAAGUAUUCCCCUACACCUUGAUAGCCAUUUCAAUAAUUAUUUUAAUUUUGGGUAUUAUUGGUAUUAUCUACAUAUGUAUCUCCUGGUCCAAAUACAAAAACUUCAAACAACGCAUGCGUCAAUAUUCCACUCCAAGCCCCACACGUUAUGAUCCGGUCAUUGUCAACUCUCAGGCCUCAAAUGCCGGCGACACGGUAGCCAAUCUGAAGGAAUAUGAAACCCAAGUUCUAGCCAUGGCUGUACCACCAGAUGGUGAUGAUGAAUUGCAACUGGAUUUCAGUGCCAAAAAUCAUGCCUUCUCUUUGGACAAUGUUAGCUAUAUUACCCACAAGGAACACAAUGGUAGUUCAAGUGGUGGCCAAACAAGUCCAUCCCAUUCCGAGGCCACAACUGCCACCAUUGCCACCCUGCGAAGGAAUAAUAACAACAAUAAUCUAAAUAAUAUGUCCGCCAAUAAUAAUAUCAACAACAACAAUAAUCACAGUACCAUGAAUAAUCGUCAAAACACCUUCAAUCGUACACUCGAGAUGAAUGCCCGUAAUAAUGCCAACCCGCUGGCAGCAAAUGGUACCCUACCGGGCACCCUCACUUUGGGUCGCAUUAAACAUCAAAAUUCCAAUCAUUAUCAAAAUGGUGGCUAUAAAAUGGAUAGUGUUAGUCGUAAUAAUUUGGCAAAUUUACAAAAUAAUGCCUACAGCACCUUGGGUCGGAGGGGUAAUACAUUUGGUAAUAAUUCCAAUUUGAAUGGUGGCCUCAAUGGUGAUCUUAGUGGUGGUAAUGGAGAGCUAAUGACAAACACGUUGGGGAGAAAUCAUCAACAGCCGCAGCAUAAUAUUCAGAGGGGUUAUAAUGAGGUCCCGAUAACAAAUCCAUUGUUUCAGAGAUCCAAUGGCGAUCUAUCCCACCUAAGUCCCACCAAUGAAAAUGUUACAUUUGGCAAACGUGAUUAUGGUCAAAUGGGAUUUUCCUACCUAAACGAUUUGGAUCGUUCCGAAGUCGAAACAACUACAGAAUUAUGAAAAUAUUUCAAAGCAUACGAUACGAAUGA
Molecule: messenger RNA, 5269 nt
Organism: Musca vetustissima
Lineage: Eukaryota; Metazoa; Arthropoda; Insecta; Diptera; Muscidae
Gene: Cad99C
Product: cadherin-99C
Exons: 10
Coding region: 3-5240 (1745 amino acids)
Biological process (GO): homophilic cell-cell adhesion
Cellular component (GO): plasma membrane; catenin complex
Molecular function (GO): calcium ion binding; cadherin binding
Source: RefSeq, a predicted model, not a curated record